Bombyx mori (domestic silkworm) is the source of this 6646-nucleotide messenger RNA. RefSeq lists its product as uncharacterized. The coding region runs from base 3159 to 5792 and encodes 877 amino acids. Gene Ontology annotation, molecular function: nucleic acid binding; zinc ion binding. The record is from RefSeq and is a predicted model, not a curated record. The transcript has 3 exons. NCBI's taxonomy places the organism in Eukaryota, Metazoa, Arthropoda, Insecta, Lepidoptera, Bombycidae.
GUGUGUUUUCUUUCCGUUAGUGCGUAUAUCAAAAUUAAAUGUUUGGUCCUUAUUGACACUAUUAUCUAUUACUACCUACACAAAAAGAAAAAAGAAAACGUAGUUUAACCAUAAAUACUGUUACAAGAGAAAAGUUAUUUUUUUAUUACAUAACACAUUUAUGAGAACACUUUUACUGGUGGUAGGACCUCUUGUGAGUUCGCACGGGCAGGUAACACCGCCCUGCCUAUUUCUGCCGUGAAGCAGUAAUGCGUUUCGGUUUGAAGGUUGAGGCAGCCGUUGUAACUGUCGUCCGGGCGAUUCCGUCGGUCAGACGUAUAUAGGUCGCUUCGACAAUCGAAAAUAAUAAAAACGAGCGCCCGCCUCCGCGACGCGUGGAUUUCGUAAAAAAAAAGCUCCAAAUCACCAACACCUCAAAAAUAACAUACCCUUUUAAAUAUUCAUUCAUGACUCGUCGUAGGACAUCUUAUGAGUCCGCACGGAUACUUCCGCCCCGCCUAUUUCUACCGUGAAGCAGCAAUGCGUUUCGGUUUGAAGGGUGGGGUAGCCGUUGUAACUAACUAUACUGAGACCUUAGAACUAUAUAUCAAGGUGGGUGGCGCAUUUACGUUGUAGAUGUCUAUGGGCUCCGGUAACCACUUAACAUCAGGUGGGCUGUGAGCUCGUCCAACUGUCAAGCCAUAAAAAAAAUGUGAAGUCGUACAUCUACAAAUUUUAUUUCUUGUUCUCAACAAACAUUGUAAUGUUAAUUAACGAACGUAUAGAUCACAAGCUAUUCACGUAUGAGACUAUCGGUUCUGUUUAGAAAUAGCGCAUCGAGAGUUCUUUAAAGGUAACAUAAGUAGAUGUUUCGCCAUUUAGCGACUCAGUUGGGAGUUCGUAAUUUACAACGUCUUUCUUCAGCACGUACUACUAACUAUAAACUACUUUUACAGCACAACAGAGGAUUGGGUAUUUACUGCAAUGUUAACGAGUCUUUUUAUUAAACAAAAACAGUAUAUGCAUGAACUAGCGCAUAUGAGUAUGUUAUUAUAAAUUGGCAUAGUCACAGCCCACUGAGUUUCUCACCGGACAUUCUUAGUCGAUCGCGUUUCCGAUCUAGUGGUAGAUUCUGCGAAGCAUUGCUUUUCCUAGGGUUAGUGUUAGCAACGCCUACAGGUUAGAGCCCCGUGAGCUCACCUCGCUCGGUGAAUCUAGUAUAACCCCUCGAGGUCACUAGAAUAGGUAGGAGAGAAAAAUGCAAUUUGACCUAUGCAUAUGUAGUGGAUUUAUUUGUGACAUUAUAGUGACGCUGUAUAUAGUAUUCGUGAAGCAAAGAAAUUUUUAACAGAAAUCUCCAAACGCUUCAAGGAGGUUACACAUGAUGCUAAGGCUGGCUGGUACUUUGCACAGAGAGUGAGUCUGGCUGUCCAACGAGGCAACGUAGCCAGUAUCUUGGGGACUGUGCCUCCUUCAAGCGCAUUGGAAGAUCUGUUCUACUGUGUGGGUUGAGUUAUGUAAAAUUAUUUUGAUUUCACUUUUUGUUAAUAAAUGAAAAAAAAAAAAAAAAAAAAAAAAAAAAAAAAAAAAAAAAAAAAAAAAAAAAAAAAAAAAAAAAUUUUUCGUUAAAUAUUAUUAAUUUCAAUGAAUAUUAUAUUCAAAUUAACAUUUUAGGCUAUUAUAAUUGUUAAGAAAGUUUUUCUUUUGAAUAGGCAGCGUCACGAGGGAAUUAAAAAGAGUUCGUAAAAAUAGUAUUUUUUUAAGUGUCAACCGAACUGACGAAGUUUAUUUCGGUGGAACUGAGCUAAGCAAACUGAUUAGUUUCUAUUUUAUCAUACGUCACUAUAGCUUCUAUAUGCCCCACCCUCCAAACCGAAACGCAUUACUGCUUCACCGCAGAAAUGGGCGGGGUGUGGUACUUACCCGUGCGGAUUCACAAGGGGUCCUACCACCAGUAAGGCUUGGGGGAAAACAUUUUGACUAAAGAAGCGAUAUUGGAAACAAAAUGCCACGUAUUCAAAACUAUAUAAAUGGAGAGAGAGAUUUUUUUCUUUCUAUCGUCUUUCAUUGGUUAGUCCAAGAAAGAAGUUAACUUAAAUUAAAUUACGAAAUUCCACCAGAGUAAGUCAAUAAGAGAGAGACAAAGAUUCCCUUUUUUCAUCAGCAUUUCACUUUAACACGCUAUCUACGGCAGUUUGAACAUAAUGCGUAUUUCCCGAUAUAUCUGCUGAUAAUCUUAUAUUAAAAUCAAAUCAACUAAGUAUUUUAAAAUGUAACAUCGCAACCUAGCAAAUUAUUUUUACUUUAAUUUUGUAGAUCUCAUCAUGAUUGUCUGAAUGAGAUUGCUGGUAGCGAUAAUGCAUUACAUUUGAAUGUUGUUCGCGACGGACAUGAAUGAAUAUAGUAGAAUAGAUAUUAUUCGCGACGGACAUAGAUAGUUUUUAAAAUAGAUAGAAAACAUAGUAAAUAUAUAAUAGAAAUGUCCGUAAUAAAUAGUUAUGUUAAAAAUAAGUUAACAUAAAAUAGAGAAUAAAUAGUUAUAAUAGAGAAUGUCCGUGAUAGACAGUAUGUUAAAAAAUAGUUAGCAUACAAACGUAGAUAUAAGUAAAUUUGUAAAUGAUAUUUUGUAAAUAAAGAUUGGUCCUCGUGGUCUUUAAUUUGGCGUGGGAACGCAGGAGCGAGUCACAAUACGGGCGACUAAUAGAGCGACUAGGCAAACAAUAGGCGAGCGAGGCGGCCGAGAGAACAAUAGACGCCCACCGUGCUCGGACUCAUAAUAGCGCUGGCCGAGUGCGUGUGGGCGACCAUAAAUAGGGGGCCUACCUCGCUGCAAAUUCCGUUCGAGACAGCGAGCCGACGAGUCAAGACCUCUCCAGAAGAAGAGGAGAGAGCCGUCGCACAAGAAAAGACUCGCUCCUACGCCCUGCGCCGGUCAAGCCACGAGGACCGUGUGAACGCCAUACUGAAGCCUUCGUUAUUUUCCUCGAACCAAUCCCAGCACCCGUUCCGCGACAGCCACUGCGGCAAUACUCGAGCCACCACGUUUGCCACGAGUAAGAAGUCUAAAAAUCACACGUGGUGGCCGAAACCUGAGCGGUGGCCGUCCGGAAUAUUGGUCCUUCGAGAACCGGAUUCAUUUGAGGAAGAUCGAAGAAAAUUGAAGAUUGAAGAUUGAAGAAAUGGUGCUCACACGGUCCGAGAAGAUGAGGUCGUCACGCCUUGACCGGCCCGGCAACGAAGCUGUCUCGGGCUCAACAUCACAAGACGCACAGCAACGAGCUGUGUCGGCCGCGCCGCGUUCGGGAGUGACGCAGGGACCGCCACCGAUGGCGGCAACCUCCUCCCAGUCAACCGCGCCGCGUUCGGGAGUGACGCAGGGACCGCCACCGAUGGCGGCACCCUCCUCCCAAGUGGAAAAGUGUCCGGGAGUGCCGCGGGGCUCACAAGCGAUGCCCCCCUCCCGCCAAAUAUUGCCUACGCAAUACUCGCCGGCGUCGCCAACGGGACCGAACAGCGGGGUCUGUCGUCGAGUGGUCAGACCUCCCAGCACCGCGACACCGGCAACAACUUCAGGCGACGCAGCAACGGAGAGCGUCGUAUCCGCGAGCCAGAACAAGAAGGAGUCAGCGCUCGCGGCCAAUCAAAUAGUACACGGGUCCCACAUCACGGACGCCGCUGCCAAAAUCUCGACGACAGAAGAAGGCUCCACACUCCGCGACGGGAUGGCGCCACCAGUUCGAGGAACUUCGAGAAAGUCGAGUCAACAGUCACAACGGCUGUUGCUUAUGGCGCGCCUCAAGGAAGAGCAUCUUCGCGCCAAAGAAGAACAAGCCCGACUCCAAGCAGAGCUCGCCGCCGCCCGCAUCUCAACGUUAGAAGCCGAAGCGCUCGUUGAAGAGGAGGAAGAUGCGCGCACAACACUCACGGAGGACGAGAACGAGCAAACACAGCGCGUCGAUACAUGGCUCAGUCAGCAACGAUCGAUCGCGCUACAGGGAGUCGAAGAAAGAGUAAUGCAGUCAACACACGGAUCACCAGCCACCAUCGAGCAACCGCAACUGGAACUUCCCGCACCAAUAGAACAGCUGAAGCUACCGGCCCCUGCCGCGGCACCGAUUGCCGUACCUGUCGCACCAAAGAGCGACAUCGCCGAACUAGCAGCUGCCAUCGCGACGGCCGCCCGCCAAGCCAGGCCCGGACCAUCGCAUCGGUACUACGGGGAGCUUCCAGUGUAUAGUGGAUCGCACCAAGAAUGGCUCUCCUUCAAGGUCGCCUACGCCGAAUCAGCGGACAGCUUCAGCGCCGCAGAGAAUACUGCGAGACUUCGGCGUACGUUGAGAGGAAGAGCAAGAGAAGCGGUCGAAAACUUGUUGCUGCAUUACACCGAGCCCGCCGAGAUCAUGCGGACUCUAGAAUCGCGCUUCGGACGUCCAGAAGCAAUCGCCGCAACGGAGCUGGAACGACUGCGCGCGCUGCCACGCUGCACGGACACACCGAGGGACAUCUGCGUAUUCGCGAACAAGGUGAACAACGUCGUCGCCGCUCUGAGGGCCCUCGACCGCGUACAUUACAUGUACAACCCGGAGCUCACCAACAUCACAUCAGAGAAGCUGCCGUCCACUCUACGCCACCGCUGGUUCGAAUUCUCAGCGACUCAACCGGCGGGAGAACCGGACCUCGUCAAGCUGUCGCGCUUCCUGCAACGCGAGGCGGACCUGUGCAGCCCAUACGCACAGCCGGAGCCAGAGACGAGAGUGGAGAACACCAGCGGUCGGCGGAAGAUGGUGAAUACGCCUCAGAGGACGCACACCACGCAAGCGAAGGAAGAGAGGAAAUGCGCAGCAUGUCAGAAGCCGGGGCACAUCCCACAAGAUUGUCCCGAAUUCAAGAGAGCAGCCGUCAGCGAGCGCUGGGAUACGGCGAAGCGCGAAAAUUUGUGUUUCCGGUGCCUACGGUUCCGGUCCCGGGGACACGUGUGUAAAAAGAAGAAGUGCGGCGUCGACAGCUGUGAACGCACGCACCACGAGCUGUUGCAUAAGAAGCCAGCAUGGCAGAAGCCGAAAGAAAAAGAAGAGGCGGUCACCUCGACGUGGGCCGCAAGAAGUGCGACAGCCUACCUGAAGAUGGCGCCGAUUACUGUUAUCGGACCGGCGGGAGAAGCAGAUACAUGGGCCCUGCUGGACGACGGGUCAACGAUCUCGCUGAUUGACGAAGACUUCGCGAGACGAGUGGGCGCCAAAGGACCGAUCGAACCCCUCUUCAUCACUGCCAUCGGGGACAACAAGAUAGACGCAACACGCUCACGACGCGUCCCGCUGAAGCUAUGCGGACGCACGGGGGAACCGCAAGAACUGAACCUACGGACAGUCAACGGCUUAAAAUUAACACCACAGCGACUGAACAUCGAAGUCCUCGCGUCGUGCCAUCACCUCACCGACCUCCGGCAUCACUUCAAAACGAGCUACGCCUCGCCGAAGAUACUGAUCGGCCAAGACAACUGGCACCUGCUGGUGACGGAGGAGAUGCGGACGGGACGACGCGAUCAACCAGUGGCGUCUCGUACUCCGCUCGGGUGGGUUGUGCACGGAGCACGCCCGGGAGGCAAGAGACAGCGCGUCAACUUCGUGGGACACGCGACGACGGUCGACACGAACAUGGACGAAGCCCUCAGGCACUACUUCGCGAUCGAGGGACUCACCGUCGCCGCCGAAGACACCGAAGAACGACCCAGACGAGCACGCGCUGAAGAUCCUGCGAGAGACCACUCAACAGCAACCCGACGGCCGCUACGAGACCGCACUGCUGUGGCGUGAGGAGGGCCUGAAGAUGCCCAACAAUUUUGAAGCCGCACUGAACCGCCUGACGUCCGUAGAAAAGAAACUGGAGAAGGAUCCAAAUUUGAAAGAGCGCUACAAGCAACAAGUGAACGCGCUGGUAGCAAAAGGAUACGCCGAAGUAACUCCGUCGACGGGUACGAAGAAGCGAACCCGGUACUUGCCACACUUCGACGUGACACACCCAAUGAAGCAGGAGAAGCUUCGCAUCGUGCACGACGCCGAUGCGAAAAAUAGAGGGAAGAAGCCCAAACGACUUCCUGCUCACCGACCCGGACCUGCUGCAGUCGCUGCCCGGAGCGAUGAUGCGCUUCAGGCAGCACGCCGUUACCGUCUCCACGGACAUCGCGGAGAUGUUCAUCCAGAUAGGCGUCCGAAGCGAGGACCGCGACGCGCUCCGGUACUUGUGGAGGGAGAACCCUUCACGAGAACCUAUAGAAUACCGGAUGAGGUCCAUCGUCUUUGGCGCGACAAGCUCGCCUGCAACCACCAUCUGCGUGAAGAACCGACUGCAGUACCCGGACGCCGCCGACCUCAAGCUCCACACGUACGUGGACACGAGCAAGUACGCCCACGACGCCGCGUUGUACUGGCGCGUGGAGACGCCCGACGGGGAGAUGAGGACCUCCCUCGCCAAAGCCCGAGUCGCACCCAUGAAGCCAACAUCGAUACUGCGUCUCGAGCUACAAGCCGACGUGAUGGGAAGCCGCAUGGCCGCGGCCGUCACGGAAGAACACUAUAGAAAGCCAGACACGAGUGUUCUGGACUGACAGCGCCACCAUAGAGGAAAACAGCACUGUGGAGGAAUGGCGCUGGGUCCCCACAAAGGAAAA